Effrenium voratum is the source of this 934-nucleotide messenger RNA. The record is from the annotation of a GenBank genome assembly. Lineage: Eukaryota; Dinophyceae; Suessiales; Symbiodiniaceae.
UGGCUCCAGCCUGCCAGCCACAGCCACCAAACAGUCCACCAGGUUCCCAGCCAAGACAGGAGGAUGGGUGCCACGCAGUCGGAAAAUCGCAUGCAGCAAAGCCCGAGAGGUGGAGAAGGGAGCCCGGAGUCUGAAGGGUUUGCGGCCGUGGGAAGGGAGGAGAUAGGUGCCUGGCCUGCUCCUGAUCCGCAGAAGGACCACACGAAGGCGGUGGGGCAGCCGCCCAGCCGAGGGUUCGAGUCCAAACCUUCGCCAGCCAAUAUCCCCGAGAAGCACGGCUACGAGGACAAGGCGGUGUCAAUUGCAACAGGCCACACGGAGGCGGAGCAGCCGCCCAGCCGAGGGUUCGAGUCCAAACCUUCGCCAGCCAAUAUCCCCGAGAAGCACGGCUACGAGGACAAGGCGGUGUCAAUUGCAACAGGCCACACGGAGGCGGAGCAGCCGCCCAGCCGAGGGUUCGAGUCCAAACCUUCGCCAGCCAAUAUCCCCGAGAAGCACGGCUACGAGGACAAGGCGGUGUCAAUUGCAACAGCCGCGGCGGUGGCGGCGCCAGCGCCGAAACCACCACCGCCGGCUGUUCGCUUCUUUGGCGCUGCCAUGGACGUCCGCCCGCCGCAAAGCAAGGGCACGUCGACGGCGUGGCGGUGAAGGAGGUCCAUGCUGUUUGCUGGGCGUCUAGCGCUGGGCCAGAAAGCAGUGGAUCACUCGCCGGUGACUGCCGCGCUGUGGCCAUAGGGACGCAGAUUUUAGUCUUGGGUCCCAUUUACCAGGUGCCAUUUUGGUACACUUGUUUGAGCUUUCGGUACACGUGUUGGAGCCACAGCCAAAUGGGAUCCCAGCAGGUUCGCCAAAUUUGCGCGCGCCCUGGCACGAUCACCGCAACCAUCCACCAGGGGACAGUGCGCUCAGGCAGCGUUGAACACCUCCAGUUGCA